Anguilla rostrata (American eel) is the source of this 1686-nucleotide messenger RNA. Its product is annotated as heat shock protein beta-7-like. The coding region runs from base 433 to 927 and encodes 164 amino acids. NCBI's taxonomy places the organism in Eukaryota, Metazoa, Chordata, Actinopteri, Anguilliformes, Anguillidae. Gene Ontology annotation, cellular component: cytoplasm; nucleus. The record is from RefSeq and is a predicted model, not a curated record. The transcript has 3 exons. Gene Ontology annotation, biological process: heart development.
AGUCACCUCCACAUUAUAAAAGCCAGACCCACCAGGCAUGCCCGAAAGCUGACUAUAAUCUGAGAGGGGUGUGUGUGUGUAACAGAGGGAGGGAUACAGAGAGAGAGAGAGAGAGAGAAAAGACGAGAGUAGUGGGACAUAGACUAAUCAAAGACGCCGGAGGUCCAGGAGAAAAACACGAAAGGACCGAACAGGACAGGGAAGGGAAAACUCAGAAAACGAAGGGCUAAGGACAGAGGAACCUCUAAGGACCUAAGUGGAUAUACUUCUUGCUCCUGAGCCGUGUAAAUUGGGGAGAAUCGGUCGUCCACGCCGCCGGCGUCUGAAGGGAUCCUCUUCCUGUGCCCUCUGACUGACACUGCGCUUUCCCCCCGCGCCCCCGGGCCCUCCCCUGUCCCCUGAAGCCCUCGCCUGCGACGCACCCGGGCAUCAAUGAGUCUGAACAACACCUCCGCCUUCCGAGCGGAGCGCAGCGUCCACCAGACCUCCUCCUCCUCCUCGUCCUCCUCCUCCUCCACCACCGGCCCCUACAUGGAGAAGAGUCGAGGGCUCUUUGCGGACGAAUUCGGGUCUUUCAUGCGCCCGGCCCGGGACAACGCGAUUGGAUUCCCAGGUCUGUCAGGGCCGGCGGGAAACAUCAGGACCAUGGGGGACACGUACCAGUUCACCGUGGACGUCAGUGACUUCUCCCCGGAGGACGUGAUCGUCACCACCUCCAACAACCAGAUCGAGGUUCGCGCCGAGAAGUUGGCAGCGGACGGCACAGUGAUGAACACUUUUGCCCACAAGUGCCAGCUGCCGGCGGACGUGGACCCUACGUCUGUGACAUCAUCACUGGGGGACGGCGGCACCCUGACCGUCAAGGCUCGCCGACACCCGCCCAAGCACGAGCACGCUCAGACUUUCCGCACCGAGAUCAAGAUCUGAGGGAGAUAAGGCUGUCCCAUCGCCCCGUCCCACGCAGCCUGACAUUCCCAAUUCCACCUGCUGUUAUUCCUCCCCUCUCUUCCGCCCCUUCCUCUCCGCUCAUCCUCUUCACACCCGUCAUGUUGAACUGUUUUGUGUUGCCGUUUCUCUCCCUCCCUCCCCUUUUGCACUGCGUUGCAUCAUACAAGAUAUGCGUUUUCCUGUCUUUCCUGUACUCUCGCAUUGCUUGUUACUAACCUCUAUUGAGCUGAGCUACAGUUCUGAUUUCAGCUCACUCUCUGUUCCCACACUGUUGUGUUAGUGUUGGAACAGACAUACGAAAAAGACAGAUCAAUGCAAACACAUUUGCAAUAUGUCUCACACACUUUGCAAAGCUUUAUUCAGAACACGCAGACACACAGACACACACAGAGACAUGCAGACACACACGCGCGCACACACACAUACGCACACGCACACACAUACACACACACACACACACACAUUUCCCUCUCCCGGCAAACACCUCUUAGCUUUUGUAAAUAUUCUUUCUACAUCAGUUGAAGGCAGCCGGCUGUGACUACAGAUACUAUGACUUUCAAAAGGCAUAGUACCUACAGACACAUAGCACACACAUGCACGCACACAUGCACACACUCACACACACACACACACACACACACACACAGACAAAUGGCACCUUGUGGAUGCCUUAGAAUUAAGAAUAAAUAAAAAUGAAAAUUCAUGUUCAAUGAAAAUGAAAUAUUUUAAGAUGUUGUG